AUGGCAACAGGUGGUAACGUCGAUGCAAGUGCCGAGUAUGAUCAAUUUACCAAUCCUAUGAAAGAACAACAGGAAAAUCCACUUCAAAAUGAUGAAAGUCUUCGACAAAGUGGUAAGACAUUAGUGUUAUUAUUCACUCUCGCCACCUGAACAUCACAUUUUAGCUCUUAUCAGUCUAAAUUUGAGUCCUGCAGAAGACUUUCCGAUUAUUUCAUGAAAGCAGAACGAGGGCAAAUUUGAAAAACUGGUUCCCCUAGAUAAAAAACAUCUCUCGAGAAAAGUGAUAAGCGCUUGUUACUGAGAAAACUGCAUCAAAAAUUAUAAAAGGACUAUUGAGUCGACGCUCAGUCACUACACAUUCUCUUCUGACAAAUGCACGCUUCAUUUCGGUAGUUAUGGAUGGGAUAUAAUAAAAGCGACAGAGAGGUGUUGAUGAAAUAGGAAACUUUCCCUAUAAUGGUUAGGCUGUUGUAGUGACCAAUCUAGUUAUUUCGAUAGCUGCAAUCCUCAGUUGAUUGCCAAGUCUUAGAAUAAUGAUGUAAUCCCGAUAUUGCAUAAUAAAUAUGGACGUCCUACAAAGCUGUUGGAUUAACGCUUGUCUAUAAUUAUUCUUUUUCAAAAAGUACUUUUCCCAUUAUUGUCCAGAAUUCUAGAUUCUUUACUGAACUAGGGUGUGGGUGUGGGUGUCGGGUGUGUAGGUGUGGGUGUCGGGUGUGUAGGUGUGGGUGUGGGUAUGGGUGUGGGCGUGGGUGUGGGUGUGGGGGUGGGUGCUUGGGUG
Rotaria sp. Silwood2 is the source of this 778-nucleotide messenger RNA. Lineage: Eukaryota; Metazoa; Rotifera; Eurotatoria; Philodinida; Philodinidae. The record is from the annotation of a GenBank genome assembly.